UCGUACCGAGUGAUCAAAUGGGCCUGGCCAGAGGCGACGGAACAGAUUACAUCCCUCGUCCGGCUAUGCGUACGCCUUGGCCACCACCCAAGGGGUUGGCGACGCGCAGUGGCAGUCGCACUGCGGAAGCCGAGGAAGCCCGAUUACUCCAAGCCGAGGGCAUAUCGCCUUAUCACGCUCCUCGAGUGUAUGGGA
Molecule: messenger RNA, 195 nt
Organism: Schizophyllum commune H4-8
Lineage: Eukaryota; Fungi; Basidiomycota; Agaricomycetes; Agaricales; Schizophyllaceae
Exons: 1
Source: RefSeq, a predicted model, not a curated record